GUAGUGGUUUAAAAAACAGAUAAAUUCAUCGCAGUUGCACGUGGUAAAAUUAUGCAUUUAUUAAAAUCCGCGUGUCAGCACACAAGAAAACGCCUACGUCAGCGUUAGUUAAUAGUUAAUCGGAUAUAAAGUUAUUCCAUGGUCAUGAUGGAUGCAACCUCUGAUCAAUUUUGGCCGGCGAUGCUAUUUACGGUGCUUGCAGUUAUAGUAGCAGCAGUUGUUUUGGGCAGAAAUAAAAGCCCCUUGUCGUCAAAGUGCACCCAUCAAACUGUUUUUUUGGAGGAGAGAGCUGGUCCAGAGCCUGGAGCUUCCUCUCAGUAUCAUCCCGAGAAACACUGUAAUGAAACCAGACAACAGCUGCAAUGUAGUGCAAAGAGCCUCAAAGCCAAAGAUGAAACUCGGAACCAUGUAAAGGAUUCAAACUCUGAUAAUGAGGAAGAAGUGUGCGAGUCUGAUUCUCCAGUUCACUCCACCAUUGGAUGGGGGGAGGAUUCCUCUGAGUCAGGGAUAAGGAAUGCUCUGAAGGAUUAUGCUCGGUUGCCUGAUGCUGAGAAUAAACCCUUAAAGUACAUGGCUGGCAUGCUGAGGACCUGCCAGCUUGAAAAGAUGAUGACCAAAGAAGAACUGGAGGAGGAGCAGAGGGUUCAGCAGGAGCAGUUGGCUGCCAUCUUCCAGCUACUCAGAGACAAACAAGACACAUUCGGUGACGUGACCGAGGGCGAUUUACAGGAACAGCUUAAACUCUACUCUAUUUGACAGAUCAACUCAAAAGUACUGAGUGACGCACAGGGAUGUCUGUAUAUGGAUUUGGUUAAGCUCCUCGUCAUCUUCAUAGAUUCAAAUACUUUUAAUGCAAGUAUAAAUGAAUACCUGUCACUAAUAAUCGACAAAAUAUGCAUAUUUGUUUUUUUUUUAUAAAUAAUAAAACACUUUUUGCUUUAUUGUACAUUUUAUUAGUUAUUAAUGGGUUUAUUUUUAAGCACUGCCCAUAGAUCUGUGCUGGCCAGGAUAAUCAUGCUAUUCAUAUGGAAGGGGUGGGCGGACUGUAAUCCAAAAUAAACAAAUGGUUUGAUGAUGUAAUGAAUUUCAACAGGUAGAUUAUAAAACACUGUUACCAAGUCUUGCACCUAGUUUUCAUGUAUGUGACCAGACUGAUAAAAUGAGUGUAAUUCACUCAUGAAAUAUGCAGAAAGCCUGGGGCUUUGUUAGUCUUUUUCUGACUUGUUGCAUGCUGCUCUAUCUAGUACUUUGGAUCAAUCUCUCUGAACACUUCUACAGCAAAACUUUUAUCAUUUCUGCACUGAUUUUAUCACCACAUGGAAAUACUAGUUUGCACAAAACGGAAAAACCCUUUCACUUUGCUGAGCAAGAAGUGAACAUUACACCUAUUGCGGUUCUCUACGAGAACAAUUUUACAAAACUGCCGGUGUGGGAUUUCGAAGAUGUUUAUUUGCGAGACCGUCAAGCAAGAAAACCUACAUGUCCAAAAUCUCUUCAAAACACAGCGGAUACCAAGUUCAAGGAGGCUGCCCUUUCUGAUAUUCAACUGUGGCUAUACAGAGGUCAACUCAACAUAACAGAAUGGAAUCGAUUAGCACACUUCAACAAUCCCUUUGGCUUCAUGGAGUACAAUUACAAUGAGGUGAAAAAAGCAGUGGACUUGAUACCAAAGCCCAAGUCUUCAAUAUUACUGCCUGUGCCUGAAGGCUCAAAAGAUGGCUGUAUCCGCUGUGCUGUUGUGGGCACUGGUGGUAUCCUCAAUAACUCAAAGAUGGGCAAAGAAAUAGAUUCCCAUGAUUAUGUUUUUCGAGUAAAUGGGGCUGUUACUCAAGGUUACGAGGAGGAUGUUGGAAAUAGAACAUCAGUUUAUGUGCAUACAGCUUUUUCCUUAUAUGCCUCCAUGCUGAGCUUAAAAAAUAAAGGCUUUCACAGUGUUCCACAAGAUGAGGGUAUCAAAUAUGUUAUGAUUCCUGAGGGCCUGAGGGACUUUGAGUGGCUCCAAGGCCUUUUGCAGGGAAAAGUUGCCAACGGUACAUUCAAAGGUGUGAGGCCCCUGAAUUAUUACAAUGGGAAUUUUAAUGAGAGUAGAUUCUACGUCCUUCACCCUGAUUUUCUUCGAUACAUUCGCAACAGAUUCAUGCCAUCCAAACAAAUGCAGGGCAAUAACUGGGCAGUAUACAGACCGACCAAUGGAGCGUUUGCUUUGUUCUUGGCUAUUCACACAUGUGAUAUUGUGGAUGCCUAUGGAUUUAUUACAGAAGACCACCAUAAGUACUCCAACUAUUAUUAUGAUAAGUUAAAAAAAACCAGUGUCAUUUUCUAUAUUAACCAUGACUAUAACCUGGAGAUAAAGACCUGGAAGAAACUGCAUGACUUGGGAAUCAUUAGACUCUUCCAAAGACACUAACACAUCAAAACAUAAGGUAGACUCUCUUCUGUCAACAGGUGUUAUUUUAAAAGAUAUUUCCAAGUUAUGAUUCUGUGUCUUGGUGGUUGGUUUUUCAUGGGCAAAGUGGACAAAGGAAAGCUAUGGACUAAAGGAAACUUCUGUGAAAUGCUGCAAGUGAAAACAUGUUUUUGGUUUCCCUUUUUUUAUAUUGAAAGCUGAUCUUUAUAUAUUUAAUAUAUAUAUAUAUUGUUUUUGUAUAAUUAAUCGUUACUCUUUUUAUGACUUUAUUAGUUUUUCUUUUAAAUGCAGAAUAGAUUAAUAUUUUCCUAUAGACAUACACAAACAUCAGACCAACUUUAAAGAAGUAUGCUAUUUAUUGAUAUUUAGAUUUUUUUAUCAAGAGAAGGAUAAAAAGAGGUUACACUUUA
This is a messenger RNA of Pimephales promelas (fathead minnow), 2817 nucleotides long. It is a transcript of the gene st6galnac1.1, whose product is annotated as ST6 (alpha-N-acetyl-neuraminyl-2,3-beta-galactosyl-1,3)-N-acetylgalactosaminide alpha-2,6-sialyltransferase 1, tandem duplicate 1. NCBI's taxonomy places the organism in Eukaryota, Metazoa, Chordata, Actinopteri, Cypriniformes, Leuciscidae. Gene Ontology annotation, biological process: oligosaccharide biosynthetic process. The record is from RefSeq and is a predicted model, not a curated record. Gene Ontology annotation, molecular function: alpha-N-acetylgalactosaminide alpha-2,6-sialyltransferase activity.